AUGGUGUCCAUCGAAAACUUCCGUCAAUUUUUGCAGCCGAUGAUAUUUUAUUCGAAAAUCAUAGGAGUUGAAAUAUGGACUGCUUCAGGAUUUUUUUUGCCCGCGUCGUACAACCUGUCGUUACAAAUGGUGCUCUACGUUGUCAGUACUUUAUUCACAGUGGUGAAGUACAGCAACAAUCCAGCCGGGUUUGGAGUGUAUCCUUUGCUGGCCUAUUCGAAAAGUGGAGUAGUAUUACCUUUGUUUCUGUACGAGAUACCCUAUUACGAUGUGUCCACAAUCACCAAAACAAUGGGAUUGACUUUGUCUGAUUUUUUAUUUCUGAUUCGAUCGAUGUACUCAUUGACCGAAGCAGACAUAUUCAUGGUACAUUUGGGCGAGCUUGAAGCCAUGCUGAAUGAUCUCGCGAAGGAUGAUAAAAAGAGAGCGGAAAUACGAGGGAAGUGGCUACAGUGCGUUAACGUUCAUAAGCUGCCGACUAGGUUCUUGAACACUGCAGCAGAAACGUUCCGAUUGGUUUGUCUAGCUAUGGUUGGAAUGGGUGUUUUUUCCUUUUGUGACUGCAUACUCCUAGUAGCGUUGACAGAUGGGUAUCCUACGUACUGCUUUUUGUUGGUUAUGUUUGGAGAGCUUACGAUCUAUUUUAUUAUCGGCAACUUUCUAGAGCUUAAGGUAACUUGAUGAAAUGAAAUGUACAGCAAAAUAAUUUCGAUGCCGUGGUAUAUGCUACCGGCUAGGGAACAGAAACAGUUUCUCUUGCUGCUCUGCAGACAGCAGCGUCCCAUGUUGUUGACAGGUUGCGGUUUUAUACCCAUGAACUUUGAGUCGUACAUGAGCAUGUUCCUCACGCUUAGUAAUAAAUAA
Anopheles marshallii is the source of this 864-nucleotide messenger RNA. RefSeq lists its product as uncharacterized. NCBI's taxonomy places the organism in Eukaryota, Metazoa, Arthropoda, Insecta, Diptera, Culicidae. Gene Ontology annotation, cellular component: plasma membrane. The record is from RefSeq and is a predicted model, not a curated record. The transcript is spliced from 7 exons. Gene Ontology annotation, biological process: detection of chemical stimulus involved in sensory perception of smell; sensory perception of smell. Gene Ontology annotation, molecular function: olfactory receptor activity; odorant binding.